AUGGAUCCGCCGGCGACAGCUGGAACUUCCCUCCCCGAUGCGGGUGACCUGAACAUUGGUUCUUUUGCACAAGGCUCUACAGCACUGGACCUCGUCAGCGGACUAUUCGCCACGUUACAGCACAAAAUGCCAGGCGUUGGUUCCGAAUGGAAUUCGACGCCAGAGCUAAAAACACGUCAGUUCGUCUCCAACCACACGCGAAUCGCUCCCUACAAACAACUGGAGGGCUUCCAGACGAGAAUGAAAGGAUGGCAAAGAGAAUACAUCAAAGAUGUCAUCAAGGAAGGGCACUAUCCAACCGAAGAUGAGCUCCGAGACAUCGAAGUGAAAUGCGAUCUCAGUCGAAAGCAGGUAGAAGAUUCGUCUUGCGAUUCAUUGCGAAAGCGUGUCGGCAACCCGAACCGUAAGCCCCGAGAUGGCCGACUGCCACCAGCCACUCCUGAGGAAAUCCAGCAGACGCUGGAGAAGUUUCAACGGCUCUUCAUCGUAAUCUGCGGCCGUUAUUAG
Molecule: messenger RNA, 507 nt
Organism: Ostertagia ostertagi
Lineage: Eukaryota; Metazoa; Nematoda; Chromadorea; Rhabditida; Trichostrongylidae
Source: the annotation of a GenBank genome assembly